AUGCGGACCGCGCUCUCCGUCUACCGCGCGCUCGCGCUCUGGGUCUUGUGGGUCCGGCGGCUGCUCGCCGGCGGCGGUGGCACCUCCACACUUGCCGAGCAGCGGGUCGCCAGCGGCCAAGCUUGGGACGAGUUUUGCGACACACUCAAGGCCGCCGGCGCGACGCUCGUGGCGCCGGGCGCGCCGCAGGAUCCGCUCAAUCAGGCUGAGGGCUACCGCUACCUCUCCCGACUUCUCCGCGCCGGCCUCGAAAACUUUAUCGAGUGCGCCGACCCGGAGGGCGCGCCGCAGCUGUGCGCGAUCGCGAACGGCAGCCGCGCGGCGCGCAUCUGCAUCGGCUCCGACAACCCGGACAACCUCUACGAGAACGCGACGCUCGACGGCUCGCUCGAGUACGUCGUGACCGGCACGCGUGGCACGGUCGGCUACCUGGGCUUCGGCACGCAGUCCGGCCAAUACGGCGGCAAGGGCGGCUUGCGCACGGUGGACUACCUCGAGGCGGAGCAGCUCGCGAUGUUCAUCGUGCGGCAGACGUUUGGGAUCCGAGCGUCGGAGCAGCCCGCCCGGCUCUCGAUUGCGCGGCGCCACGGCGCGGGCGAGCCGUCAUCGCGUGGCGGCGGCGGCGGCGGACCGACGCCGCUCAGCGCGGCCAAGCUGGACGAGGGCCUGCAGGCGACUGCGGCGGGCGGCGACCCGAACAUCCGGUACUACCACUCGUACUGGCGACUGCCGCCCGGCUUCGUGCUGCGCGUCACCGCGCGUCCGCCGGCGUGCCGCUGCUGGAACUUCCAGCUCAAUAACCACUGGAUGGAGAGCCUCGACUACCGCCACCACCCCGUGCACACCAACUCGACGCUCGCGCGGCCCGACGCGUCCGACCCGUCGCUGUACACGCUGCUCGUCUCGCACGCCGACCCGAACGCCGACGGCACUUUCCGUGGCAACUUCAUCAGCACCGUCGGCCACCAGCAGGGCACGAUGUGCUUCCGAUGGGUCGGCGUCGCCCCGCACGCCGACGGCGACGCGCUGCCGCACCCGAAGGCAGACCUCAUCCCGCUCGACCAGCUCAUGCGCGGCGGCGUCUGA
Molecule: messenger RNA, 1086 nt
Organism: Emiliania huxleyi CCMP1516
Lineage: Eukaryota; Haptophyta; Isochrysidales; Noelaerhabdaceae
Exons: 4
Coding region: 1-1086 (361 amino acids)
Source: RefSeq, a predicted model, not a curated record